AUGAAGUACAGUGUUCCUGCUAUUAUUUCUAUCCUCGCACCCGCCGCCGUGGCUGAUUUCAUGGUCUUUUGCGGCGAGGAUACCAAUGGUGUCGACGGCGCUGGUGUUGGGAGGUUCUGCGUUCUCUUCAACAACCCUCCCGAUUGCGAUGACGGGGGACCAAAAUUCUCCGUUCUCGAUGAUGUGUCGCAAAAUACAUGCGGUGGUGUAAGGUGCGAGGGCUGCGAGGAAGCACAGAAUAUACGUGACUGGAUCAUUACCGAGUUAGAGAUCAACAACACGCAGAAAUGCACCCCGUCUACCCUUUGGAUCGGUAAUGGUGGUACGGACCCUCACUUUACUAUCUACAGCGACGUCACAAGUGCUGUCAUUAGAGACAUUGACGGAAACCAAAUUGCGGAGUGUGAUGUCAUUACUGAGAAUAAUCAAAUUCUCGAAUGUAGCGGUGGACUUAACACAAGCUCCUACAAGCAUCACUUUACUUGUCGUACCCCAAUGUACAUACUCAACUCCAACUAA
Molecule: messenger RNA, 519 nt
Organism: Neoarthrinium moseri
Lineage: Eukaryota; Fungi; Ascomycota; Sordariomycetes; Amphisphaeriales; Apiosporaceae
Exons: 3
Coding region: 1-519 (172 amino acids)
Source: RefSeq, a predicted model, not a curated record